AAGCCCAAACAGAUCCGAAGAAGAGGGAAAAUGAGCAAUCUCUCUCUCUCGAUCAGAUUCACUCUACUCUUCUCCCUCUCUCUCACAGCCUCCUCCUCUUUCUUCCUCAGGCAAUCAUCGCCGUCACCUUCUCCUUCGUCAUUGCAUUCAAGAUCCUCUCCUCCUUUCCCGAAAGCUACACCGUCUGAUUUGCUCUCCUUUCUCGGUUCUGCCAACCAGUCCUCCGAGGUCAACCCGCUCGUAGCUCGGGAACUCAGUUCCUCCCUCAAAUUCCUCGUUCCAUUCUCUCCGAUCGAGACCAAAAACUCACGGUCCUUUAGUAGUGGAACGCUACGAAGCUCUAAUGAAGAGAAUGAGCUCAUUUGGUGGCCGCCUGAGCCGGUGCUUGAGCUUGCUAGGCAUUCCGUCAAAUCCGGUGGAGAUCCCGAUACAGUUCAUCGUGCUCUCGAUCCCACGGUCUUGCGUGUUCCCGACGUUGAAGGAUCGGUUGAAGAUCGAUGCCAGCUCACCAGAACGCCGAAUUGUUGGCGCUUCAUAAGUGAGGAUUUGAAUUCAUAUUUUGGAUUUCUAUUUGAAGUUAUUGCUACCCGGGGUCCAACUGUUGGAUUGAACGUGUCAUUGAAUCGCUUUGAUUUAUUCCACGGUCACCUUUUCCUUUCCCUCGAUUCUGGAAGGCUUGGAAUAUUGUUUCAUGCAAAAGAUUAUCCAGCAUAUGACGAAGAAGUGUUUCCAUACAAUAUGGGGUAUUGCCAAAUAGGGUCUAAUGUAAAUUAUGAUGAAUCAAUGAACUUGCGGAACAUUCUCUGGCUGGCUCCAUUGCCAAGCAAUUCUACUGAAGAGUGGUUGGCACCAGGAGUCCUCGUGGUGUUGGAUGCCCAUCCUGGAGGAAUUUUAUAUAGGGAUCUCAUACCUGAAUAUGUAAAUUAUGCAAGAACCAUUUAUGAAGAUGACUUUGGGAAGGUUGUAGUCGAUGUCAACUACCUGAAUGUUGGAAAAAAGGUUCCUGAUCAUCAAAUUUUCAUUUGCUGAUGCCGUUGUAAAGUUGCUGUGGGAUUAGGAGACAUGGCCAAAAGCACGAUAGAGAUCUCUGCUGACUUCUUAGUAAUAACUGCUUUAAACUCUCAUUCCUUGUGGCCUGUGGCGAUUUUUGUUUUUUCAGUUUGCACAUGCUUGUGGCUGUAGCCUGUAUAUGGCAUGAUGGUCAUCUGAAGAGACUUCAUGGCUUUUUCCAUGUUUUGAACAAUAAUACGCACUUUGUAGUGGAUCAACUUUAAAGCAUUGCUUCAAGGGGCGUGGAUAAGAGGACGGAGUACCACAGUGUAUUUGUUCCUCUUAUUUGUGCUGUAA
This is a messenger RNA of Tripterygium wilfordii, 1347 nucleotides long. RefSeq lists its product as uncharacterized. The transcript has 7 exons. Bases 31 to 1029 code for a protein of 332 amino acids. The record is from RefSeq and is a predicted model, not a curated record. NCBI's taxonomy places the organism in Eukaryota, Viridiplantae, Streptophyta, Magnoliopsida, Celastrales, Celastraceae.